This is a messenger RNA of Fukomys damarensis (Damara mole-rat), 2864 nucleotides long. It is a transcript of the gene Entpd3, whose product is annotated as ectonucleoside triphosphate diphosphohydrolase 3. The transcript has 12 exons. Bases 1 to 1845 code for a protein of 614 amino acids. The record is from RefSeq and is a predicted model, not a curated record. Gene Ontology annotation, cellular component: plasma membrane. Gene Ontology annotation, biological process: nucleoside diphosphate catabolic process. Gene Ontology annotation, molecular function: UDP phosphatase activity; GDP phosphatase activity. NCBI's taxonomy places the organism in Eukaryota, Metazoa, Chordata, Mammalia, Rodentia, Bathyergidae.
AUGCAGGAAGGUCUCCACGUCGCCCUGUUCCAGGGACUGGGGACCGGGACCACAGGCCUGCUGUGUCACGGCACGGCAAUAUGUGCCAAGCUGCAGUCCCAGCCUCCUCGGCUUGCCACGCCUCCUGGCUCGCCACGCCCCCUGGACUCACGGAGCGCGUCGCCUUCCGCGAGCCAGCAGCGCGCAGAGGUUGCCAAGCUGCAGUCCCAGCCUCCUCGGCUUGCCACGCCUCCUGGCUCGCCACGCCCCCUGGACUCACGGAGCGCGUCGCCUUCCGCGAGCCAGCAGCGCGCAGGCCUCAAGAGCCUCUUCCGAACCCCGGCUAUCAUCACCUUGGUGGUCCUGCUCCUGAGCACCGUGGUGCUCACGGCCAUCACCCUUGUCCAGACCCACCGCUCCGAGCUCAUCCCUCCAGGCCUGAAGUAUGGUGUCGUGCUGGACGCGGGGUCGUCCAGAACCACGGUCUACGUGUACCAGUGGCCGGCGGAAAAGGAGAACGACACCGGGGUGGUCAGCCAGACCUACCAGUGCAGCGUGAAAGGCUCCGGGAUCUCCAGCUACUGGAGCAACCCCCAGGCCGCCCCCAGGGCCUUCGAGAACUGCAUGCAGAAAGUGCAGCAGCAGGUCCCAGCGCACCUGCACGGGUCCACGCGAGUCUACCUCGGAGCCACGGCUGGGAUGCGCCUGCUCAGGUUGCAGAACAAAACGGCAGCUGAUGAAGUCCUUGCCAGCAUCCAGAGCUACUUCAAGUCCCAGCCCUUCGAUUUCAGGGGCGCUCAGAUCAUUUCCGGUCAAGAGGAAGGGGUGUACGGGUGGAUCACAGCCAAUUACCUUAAGGGCAACUUCCUGGAGAAGGACCUGUGGCACAUGUGGGCGCACCCGCAUGGGGUGGACACCACUGGCGCCCUGGACCUGGGUGGCGCCUCCACGCAGAUCGCUUUCGUGGCCAAGGAUGUGGGAGCGCUGAACAGCAGCGACGGCGUGCAGGUGACUCUGUACGGCUACACCUACGCGCUCUACACACACAGCUUCCAGUGCUACGGCCGCAACGAGGCCGAGAAGAGGUUCCUGGCAUUGCUCCUGCAGAAUUCUUCCACUGACACCCAUGUCACCAACCCCUGCUACCUCCGGGGCUACAGUGUCACCAUCCCCAUGGGCCAGGUGUUCGACAGCCUGUGCACCACCCAGCAGAGGCCAGCCACUUUCGAUCCUCGCCGCAACGUUGCUUUUGAAGGGACCGGGGACCCGUGGCUGUGUCGGGAGAAGGUGGCCUCCGUAUUUGACUUCAGGGCCUGUAGUAACCAGGAAGACUGCUCUUUCAACGGGGUCUACCAACCCAAGGUCCAAGGGCCAUUCGUGGCCUUCGCCGGCUUCUACUACACAUCCAGUGCCCUCAACCUCUCGGGGAGCUUCUCGCUGGAUGCCUUCAACGCCAGCACCUGGAGCUUCUGCUCCCGGGCCUGGAGUGAGCUCCCUCUCCUGCUCCCCAAGUUCAACGAGGUGUACGCCCGCUCCUACUGCUUCUCUGCGCACUACAUCUACCACCUGCUGGUGCACGGGUACAAAUUCACCCAUGAGACUUGGCCCCAAAUCCAUUUUGAAAAAGAAGUGGGCAACAGCAGCAUCGGCUGGUCACUUGGCUACAUGCUGAGCCUCACCAACCAGAUCCCGGCCGCCAGCACCCUGGUCCGCCUGUCCAUCCCGCCGCCUGCCUUCGUGGGCCUCCUCGCCUUCUUCUCGGCCACUGCCUUGAUGAGUCUGGCCUUCCUGUCCUUCCUGUGCUCUGCGUCCAGGACGGAGAAGCGUUCCGAGCGCCCUCUUGAGCUCGCCGUGGAUGCCGACUGAGGCUGGGCUGCACCGACACAGCCACCUCCAAGGCACAGCUGUGGCCGGCGGCCAGGCCAUGGACCGUGGGGUGCUGCCCUCCACCAGCACAGCCCUGCAAGCCCCCCACUGUCUGAGCCCUGCUCCCGAGACCCCUGCCACCUGGGAGGGGCACAGAGGCACACGGUCCGGGUAGGCCCUUCGCCUGUGUCCCCACAGCCAGGGAAGGGGUAAACACAACACUGAGCAGGGCUGAGUCUCCACUUCCUCCCCAGCGUCCCUCCUGGCAGGACAGGCACCUGUAGUUAAGCAGUGACCAGUCCAGCAUUGCACUCAGGGCUCCUCCUCCUGGGCUGACCCCGACUUGAGUGAGCAACCAUGGGACCACGGCAUGGCAGGGGCAGUGGUGGGGCCCCUCACCCACCGGGACCCCAGGCCCAGGGACCAGGGUGCCCCAUUGUCCUCAAACGGACAGCGCCCCUGGGCACAAAACCUCGCCUUGCUCUCGGGUCCAGACACACUGGACCCGGAGACACACACACACUUGCCCCUGGGGCACACUCGCUCCCACACAGACACUCACCCCUUGGACACACUGGCUCACACACACACCUCCAGGGCACACUCACACACACGUUCGCUCCCGGGACAUGCUCGCUCGCACAUGCUCUCCCCCAGGGUACACUUGCUCCAACACACACACUCACCCCUCGGACACACUAGCUCACACACACCUCCAGGGCACACUCACACACACAUGUUCGCUCCCAGGACAUGCUCGCACAUGCUCUCCACCAGGGCACACCUGCUCCAACACACACACUUGCCCCUGGGACACGCUCGCUCCCACACACACGCUCACCAGUCACUGCCUAGGCACAGAGCCACCCUGCAGAGCAGCCUGGGACUUGACCCAGGAGAGAAAAGGGGCCGCAGGAUGUUGGCGUCCAGAGUGGACAAGGAGGGACCUCAAGGGCAGGAGCGGCAUUUCCAGGUUGCUCUUUGGUAGCUGCGUACCGAAUAAAGAACCGCUCUUCUGA